This is a messenger RNA of Solanum pennellii, 735 nucleotides long. Its product is annotated as acyl carrier protein 2, mitochondrial-like. NCBI's taxonomy places the organism in Eukaryota, Viridiplantae, Streptophyta, Magnoliopsida, Solanales, Solanaceae. The record is from RefSeq and is a predicted model, not a curated record. Bases 55 to 450 code for a protein of 131 amino acids. Gene Ontology annotation, biological process: fatty acid biosynthetic process. The transcript is spliced from 2 exons. Gene Ontology annotation, cellular component: mitochondrion. Gene Ontology annotation, molecular function: acyl binding; acyl carrier activity.
UUUAUUUAAGCCAUCUACAACUUCUUUAUACCCUCUUUUCUCUUCUCUCUUUCAAUGGCGGCCAAGAACGCAUUGUUGAAGUACCUUAGAGUUGAAUCUCGUCUUCCACAACAAUUACAAUUGCAAAAUCAUAGAUUUAUUGGAACCCCAUUUGUCCAAUUGUUCAAACGUCACUUCUCAGAGGAAGUUAGGGGGUCAUUUCUUGAUAAGUCUGAAGUGACAGAUCGUGUCAUUUGUUGUGUCAAGAACUUCCCAAAACUCGACCCAUCAAAGGUUACUCCAAAUGCCCACUUCCAGAAUGAUCUUGGUUUAGAUAGUUUAGAUACUGUGGAAAUUGUUAUGGCCCUUGAAGAAGAGUUUGCGUUUGAGAUUCCUGACAAUGAAGCUGAUAAGAUUAGCUCCAUUGAUCUAGCUGUUGCUUUCAUUGCAUCUCACCCCCAGGCUAAGUGAAGGAACAGACUAGCCUCAACUUUGCUCUUCGUUUAGGUUUUGGAUAAUUCAUAAGAAUGACAAUCACUUCCAUUAUCUAGUGAGCUUAUUCGCUUAAGAACUUCAUGUUUUGAAAUAAAUGAGCUGCAGUUUAGCAUUCAUUUGAAUUAGAUUUCUGGAAAUGGAUAAAAUGUUCUUUAUAUCUCAUUAUGUGAUUGUAGUUGAUGUGUCAAUAGUCCACACAUUGCUCAAGGGUGAAAUCAAUUGAUGUAAUUUAGAAGUGGAAUGAAUGAGUCAUUUAGUAUG